GUUUAGAUGUAGAUCAGCUGGGACAAUAACAACAAUAACAGCCGAGAACUGGGUCGGGACGGCGCUUUUAUAAAUGGACCGCGCCCGGUGUGAGCAACCAAAGGACCAGCGACUGCUGUUUUAAAGAAUGCGCGUGUAUUUCACCGCUUUAUUUCCUUACAGUUCCAGUUUUGUCUGACUGCUUCCUGCGUGCCCCUACAAAACGAAGGGGUUGAAGAAUUGCGGCUAAUAACUUAGCUAGCAUGCUAAUCUGCCCUAUAUUUUUUUAUAUUCAACGGUAUCUCUGUAUACCCCGCUGAAAUGUCGUUUUAUUACAUACACUCUCAAAGACGCUUUUGCGUUAUGGUGAUGCAUUUUGCAUUGUAGAUAUUGUAUUUCGAUAGCUCACCCCUGGAAUGCUGCUAUAAAGUUUUAAUAGCCAUUUAACUAAGCCGCGUCUUAGGUGUAAGGAGAAAUAAUAUUGUUUUAUAGCCUUAAAUAGCUAGUUUGUCGGCAUCACCCGGUUGUUUGUUAACUUGUUUCGGUCUUUGUUUUUAGGAUAUAAGCUAGCUCGUUAGCAGGGUUGGUAGCUGUGUUAAGGGCAGUGUGGCCAGGCCUCGCGGCUGUACUGUACUGACAGGAGAGAUGAAAACAAAAGAUUAGCUUGAUCCCUUGCUAGCUCGCCAGCGUUUAUCACUGCCACGGCCAAUUCGCGACUCUUUAUUUGAUAACAUAUCAUUGGCUGAGCCUCAACGCGUAGAGUUGGUAUGCCUUUAGCAAUAUUAUUUUAUUUGCCAAUUUUCCUGUUUGGCAGACCAUCAGCCUAAAAUGGUUUCAGCAGUUAGCUUGCAAUAGGUUAUUAUUUAUCUUAUUGUAAUAUCAAUAUUAAGUAAGAUUGAUAGUUAUAAUGUAUUUGUAGUAGCUUUUUUAUGAACAAUAAAAUGGACAAUAGAGAAAGAGGAACUUUUUAAAGAAGUGUUCAAGCUGCCUAUAAAAACCUGCAAGCAAACUUUCAGAAGGUUUCACCAUUGUUCCUUAAAUUCACUGAGUACAGCAAAUCCAAGUAGGUGUUGAUAAGCUCAGUUUGUGACCCCUCAUCACCCCCAUAGUCCAGUGAAGGGGUACUCAGUGACACUGCAAUGUCAGAGACUCUGAUAACAGGGCAGACAUCGGAGGAUUUGUUGGCUGACUUUGAGACUUUGCUGAACUCUGGGAGUAUUGACCUGGGCGAGGACCACCAGAUAGUGAUCAUCACCAGCCCCAGCAAUGAGGGACUCCACCCGGCCGCUGCCCCCACUAGCACGGGGGAAAUCCUGCUGUUUGCCACGCCACAGGGCCCUGCUGAUGUGGGGACCCAGGACAAGAGACGACCGGCUCUGGGAAGACCUCCGGUAAAGAGGAAGUUGGACCUGGAUAGUGACCAUCAGUAUGUCAGCACCACUCGACCUUCCAUGGGCCAAGCACCACCCUCCACACCUGCCCCUCCCAGAGUUCCUCGAACCACGACGGAGAAGUCACGGUAUGACACUUCCUUGAACCUGACCACCAAGCGCUUUCUGAACCUGUUGUCCCAGUCGGCUGACGGCGUGGUGGAUCUGAACUGGGCCUCGCAGGUCCUGGAUGUCCAGAAGAGACGCAUCUACGACAUAACCAACGUCCUGGAGGGAAUCCAGCUCAUCUCUAAAAAGUCCAAGAACAACAUCCAAUGGCUUGGUAAUCGAGUUGAUGCAGCAUUGGUUUCCCGCCAUAAGGAGUUGCAGAGGGAGGUGUGUGACCUCACAGAGGCUGAGGAGCAGCUGGAUGAACUCAUUUCCAAAUGCAACCUACAGCUCCGACUGCUCACAGAGGACCCACAGAACAAGAAAUUGGGCUAUGUGCGCUGCCAGGACUUAAGGAAGUCAUUUGAUUCCCCGGACCAGCUGGUCAUGGUGAUCAGAGCUCCACCAGAGACCCAGAUGCAAGUUUCAGAACCCAGCAAGGGUUACCAGGUGUCGCUGAAGAGCACGCGUGGUCCAAUUGACGUCUUCCUCUGUCCAGAAGACAGCUCUGGCAUCUGCAGCCCCAUGACAGGAAGUAGUCCCUCGAAACCCAAUGCUGACCCUUCCCUGGUCCCGCCUCCCACACUACCCACAGACCAAUCACAAGCCAGAACAUCCACAACCGCCCUGGAAGUGGGUUUAUCAUCACCAGCGUCCACGUCAUCCACAGUGACAGCAGCCUCCCAGCAGGACCCCUCGUCACUGGCGUUAGGUGGUGACACAGAAUCACUCCUGGGAGGCGACCCGUUCUCCAGCCUCGGAGACAUGCCUGAUUUUGACCUCUCACCCCUCUCCUCCUCGGAGUUCCUGAAUGGAGACGGCCUGUCUCUCCCAUUGGACGGUUUCAUCAACCUGUCCCCCCCUCACAGUCAUGACUACCACUUUGGACUGGAGGACCAUGAAGGCAUCAGUGAACUGUUUGAUUGUGACUUUGGUGACCUAUCGCAAGUUUUGGGGGACAGUUAGAUGAAAAAGAUGAGGAGGAGAGGAGGAGCAUGUGGGCUUCUAGAUGUAAGACUUUUCCUCUGUUCCCGGGGGCUUCUAGGCGGGCUGGGAAUCAGCAUUUUAUGGACAAAUCUUUGUCAAAAACCCAGACUUAAUGUGUUAAUUGUGGGGUGUGGGAAAAUGUUUUGUUUAGUAAUUGCCUGUGAUCCCCAAAAUACCACCCCAACUACAAAAAAUCUCCCAAAUUGUACAGCACAUUAUUAGCACUUCUCUUUGGCCAUUUAAAAAUUUUAGACCAAGACUUUAGCUUUAGUAUAGCUAUUUAAAUUAUUUAUAUAAAUGUUAUUUUGAUAUUUUGUACUAAGUGAGGUUUUUGUUGUUAAUGAUAAUGUUUUAUCCAAGUGGAUUGUGCAGGUGUUUGUGUGUGGAGUAUGGACUCAUAGGGCUGCUUUCCUUAACGCUGAUUAGAUUAAGGCUGGUUUCUUAAAUGUCUCAGUCUGAAGUAUUUUCUCCAAAAGGGAAAAGUUUGCAUCCCACAGCUGUAGGCUGAAGCUGCUUCAAUGAAACCAGCACUAUGAGAAGUGCAGAUUCAGUGCUGGGCUGACCAAAAGCAUCUUGAGCUAUGGUGCAGUUUCAAAUAAGCACAAAAGUAAAUGCUUCUCCAUCAAUAAUUAGUUUUGUCUAAAACACUGAAAUGUUGAAAGACUGGUUUCUCUAACAUCUGUGUGUCUGACAAUGACAUUCAAGGUAUCAUUGCCCCAACUUAAUGACUAGAUUUGCACAUGUGCCACAGUCUCCCACUGUGGGUUAACAAGAGUUUGUAAUAAAUAGCUGAAGGUCCAUUCUUAAUUGCCCUCCAAACCCACAGACCUAGACUGUCUUUAUGGGGCUGUCAUCUUUCUUCAAAUAAAUGGUAACAUAUAGAGUUACCAUGAAAAGUCUGGUUGCACUGUUCAGUGCUCAAAAGCCAUUUUAGACAGUCUAAAGCACAAAGGUAGAGACUCCAUAUUGUGACAAAUAAUGUGGUUUUGAAGGAAGAAUAAGCAAUUAAAAUCUGAAAGGUCAAGAUAUGUUUUGUUGGUGUCCAGGAAACCAGGUGAUUAUAGUCUGCUGCGGUUAUGCUAGCAAGUGAAAACUAAUACUGAUGUGUUCUCUAUUAGUUAGCUAGGCGUUUAGCCAUAGUCUCAGGUGUUGGAAGCAGAGCAAAGUCUUAAAUAAAUUUUUUGAUGCAAAGAUGUAUGAGAGUGUAACUGUUUAGAUGCAUUUCAUGGGUGUUGUGUAGGUUGUUAAUAGGUUUUUACAAGUUUAGAAAGAAAAAGACAGUGCGUGUUAUUUCUUUUUCUUUCAACAUUUUCAGCCAAGGGUUCAAGUGAGAAAAGUUCACCAGAUGCCUGUAGAUGCUCCCUAAUGCUCCUGAAACCACCUGACUGUUAUUGUCAUGUGGGGAAGCUCCCAGCACAUCCUGGGCCCUGACACACAAUUAAAGAAGUUCAAUAGAUCGUCACAAACCAUACACUCUUAAUUGCAUGUUUUCUAAAAGCAAUUUCUUGUUUAUCAUUAUGGGUGAAUUAAAGCACAGCUGCAUCUUUGCUUUUACCAAUCUAAUCAGUGUAGAACAGUGAUCACUUCAGGAAGGGUUAAGUGGAAGUGAUGGACUCGAUAGGAAUUCAAAACAGGGACAUCCUGUUACUGCUCAGUAUAUGCACUUCAAAUCAGUUCAUAAAGUUAAUGUUUAUGCCUUAAAUCACUGACCUCUACCAGUGAAGGGAGGUACCUGGGAUAUAUUAUCUUAGCCCCAAAAGGAUCAAUUCCCUCUUUAUUUUUCUACGAUAGUCACAUAGGGCUCCAUCUUCACAUACUACUACAUGCCUUGGUUCUGAUUGAUUUUCAGUUGAAAUAAGCAGCAAUAACAAAGACGUUUUCACAUCAUGUACUCAGCAUAUGAGAUGAAAAACUGUCCUGCUACAAGUCAUGUAUUGUUGUAGUUAGAAAUGUCUGCAUCAAACUUUUUUUCUUGUUCUAAGUUAUGUAAGCUAACAUGUUUUUGCAUUCCUGAAGUAUUGGGUUUUAAUGUGUGUGGGUGCAUGUGUGUGGAAAAUACAAAUUGUUUUGUUGAAUUUCAUAUUUAUUUAAAAAGGGGUUUUAAUGGAUGUGGUACAAAAGUUUUCAUAAAUUUUCAGGCAGGAACCAGCUUUACACCCAUACGUUUACUUGGUAAAUCCAAGCAAAUCAUGCAUUGAUAAAUGUGUCCUUUAGUGGUGAAAGAGGUAUUUUGUUUGUAAAUUAGCUUCUCAUUAGUAGCAUGUUUAUAUUUUGCCAUGUUUUUUUUUAAUCCCCAUAGAGAAUAUAUUUCCCUGUCUUACCUGUUGUGCAUGUGCAACCUUUGCAUUAGCUAAUGAUGCAAAAAUUGUUUUUCAAGAGAAAAAUAUUCAGGAAUACAGUAUAUUUGUCAUUUUGACUGAACUGACUAAUGUGUAACUUAAUUAUUCAUACCUUGUUUAAUCACAGCCUUCUCUGUCACAUCAGUUUAGAUUAAAGACUAUCUCGAUGUUGCAGGCAACAUUGCUAAUCUAAGGUUGUACAUGUAUUAUAGUGUAGCCUCUGGGUGCCUCAAACUGUCGUGUGAAUGUGUGAAAACCUUAUAACCACAGUCAUCUUUUGUUUUCUUAAAUGUUUCCUUUAUCUUCAGGUCUGUGGAAAGCUUAAAAUCCAGUGUGUAAUUUCAACAACAUCUGAAAAGUUAUCAACUGACAGUGGCGUUAUAAGCCACUAAAAUGUUGGGCUUCUUUUAUAACCCAUGUAUCCCUUAGAAUGUAUCAUAUUUUUUCUGUCUUGACCUUUAAACUUCCAUCGGCAGCUGAACUGAUCGACAUUGUUCGCAGAAUGUGAGCAGUUCAUGUUGUCAACCUUUGUGAAAUUUGUGUCAUGUUUUGGUUCUCUGCAGGACAAAUGCAGUGCCUUGUUGAGGUAAAAUAUUAAUUAUUAAUGAAUAUUCAAAUCAGGAUUUUCUUUUUUUGUGGUCAUGGUGAAAGAAUGCAAUGUUUUCAGAUGUUUUGUAUGGUUUUUGUGGAGUUUUGAUUGAAAAAAGUUCAAGAUAACAUUUGCACCAGGGUUGAAAUCAAAUCACCUUCAGUUUAAACUUCUGUAUAAGUGGCUUUGGGAAUUGUAGGAGUCAAAGCAUGUAUAAGGAGACAAGCGUGGUUUUUUGAAAUAACAGGUCAGGGCUGUAUUGAAUCCAAGCUAUACAAAAUACUUAACAUAUAUAAAUUUCUAUAAGGUGUUCAUUUGUAUACAAAGGUGUCUUUUCAUGUGUUGAAGUCACUGUUGGACGCCAAAAAAGGUUUACAAGCGUAAUCUGCUGGCAAAUGCCAUAAAAUUGUUGUGGUUUAACAGAACGAAAGUGAAUUGACUCCAACCCUGAUUCAGUCGCUGUUCAAAGUGCUUUUAAGGAAAACUUAUCCAGCAACUCAAAAAAUCAAAUCAAUCAGUUAUUCUGUUUUUUGUUUUACAAAUUUUAUUUUUGUUGCUGCGUACUGGAUUAAAAAAAAUACAGGUUUCUACUUAUAUGCCCUUUUGUAUCAAAUUUUGUUUGACAAAAAUUAAAAGUUAACUAUUUUGAUUUGA
Messenger RNA from Siniperca chuatsi (mandarin fish), 6086 nucleotides. RefSeq names its product E2F transcription factor 1 (gene e2f1). Gene Ontology annotation, molecular function: protein dimerization activity; DNA-binding transcription factor activity, RNA polymerase II-specific; RNA polymerase II cis-regulatory region sequence-specific DNA binding. Gene Ontology annotation, cellular component: Rb-E2F complex. NCBI's taxonomy places the organism in Eukaryota, Metazoa, Chordata, Actinopteri, Centrarchiformes, Sinipercidae. The transcript has 7 exons. The record is from RefSeq and is a predicted model, not a curated record. Gene Ontology annotation, biological process: regulation of transcription by RNA polymerase II; G1/S transition of mitotic cell cycle. Bases 1119 to 2483 code for a protein of 454 amino acids.